Messenger RNA from Nezara viridula (southern green stink bug), 2965 nucleotides. The record is from the annotation of a GenBank genome assembly. NCBI's taxonomy places the organism in Eukaryota, Metazoa, Arthropoda, Insecta, Hemiptera, Pentatomidae.
CGACGGUGGCGCUUCGGUGCGGCGGACCCCGCCACCACGGGGCGGCCAUAUUCGGACGAGUAGGGAUCAGUGGUUAUUGAGGCCAGCUCAGGCCUACAUCUGUUCUCUGUAGCCAUUUUGUAGUCUGCCUAGAAUGCGAAGAUGGAUUUCAAGAACGUCGUCUAUAACGCAGCUAGGGAUGGCAAACUCCGACGGCUUAAGGUGUUCCUGGAGCACCGUAAUGCGGAGGAGGUCCUUAUGCUAAUAGGAACAAAAACGAACGGAGCAACUCCCCUUGUGAUGGCUUGUCGAAACGGCCACUACGAUGUAGUGGAGUAUCUGGUCGACAGGUGCAACGCAGAUCUGGAGCAGCCCGGAUCCGUUGUGUUCGAUGGUGAGACAAUCGAGGGGGCACCACCACUAUGGUGCGCAGCCGCGGCAGGACAUUUUUCAGUAGUAAAAUUCCUGGUCCGCCGUGGGGCAUCCGUCAACUCGACAACCAAAACAAAUUCGACACCUCUGAGAGCAGCAUGCUUUGAUGGUCACUAUGAAAUAGUCAAAUUCCUCGUCGAGCAGGGGGCAGACAUCGAGGUGUCGAAUCGUCAUGGACACACUUGCCUUAUGAUAGCGUGUUACAAAGGACAUUACCAAAUAGCUCAGUAUCUUCUAGGCUUAGGAGCUAACGUAAAUCGUAAAUCUGUCAAAGGGAACACAGCUUUACACGACUGUGCAGAGUCUGGUUCGCUCAAUAUACUUAAAAUGCUUAUCGAGCAUGGAGCCAAGAUGGAUGUAGAUUCUUAUGGAAUGACACCACUGUUGGCUGCGAGUGUUACAGGUCAUAGUCACAUAGUAGAAUAUCUUAUACAGUUGCCGAGGAUAGUCACCAGGGAGGAGAGUGUAGAUGCACUCGAGCUCCUCGGGGCCACUUUCGUUGAUAAGAAGAGAGACAUGAUUGGCGCCCUAGCUUUAUGGAAACGAGCGAUGGCUAUUAGGUUUGAAGACGGCGUGCCAUCUUUGCCUAAACCUGUUCAGACAGCAACUGUUGAGGCUUAUGAACACUCAAGGGAAAUGAGGACAGCAGAAGAGCUCGACAGUUUGCUUGCCGACCCCGAUGAAAUGAGGAUGCAGGCUCUUCUUAUUAGAGAGAGAAUACUCGGACCUGCCCACCCGGAUACCAGUUACUAUGUUAGAUAUCGGGGAGCCGUGUACGCAGAUGCUGGGAAAUUUUCUAGAUGUAUCUCGUUAUGGUCAUAUGCCCUCGAUAUGCAACAGGCGAUGUUAGAACCUCUUAAUCCAAUGACGCAAUCAUCUCUAUUUUCCUUCACAGAACUGUUCUCAUUUAUGAUGGGAGAAGAAGGGCGAUCAAGUGGGCGCGGAAGGAGGGUGCCAUCAGUCUCUUUUGAUGACAUGCUGAGCGUUUUGUUGAAAGCUGUUGCUGAGGUCAGGUCAGGUGUCUGUCUAGUCCCAGAGCGUGAUUCUUCCCAUCUUCACAGGGUAUUAGUGAUCUGUCUCCACUUGGCCUGCUUGACGGUAAAGGUGCUGACCAAUAUGGGACAAAGCGAGUGGGAUCGUGCCCUCAAGGUUAUCUAUCUCUUGGUGUCUCUCAACCCUCGUGGCAAGGGAGGGCAAACGCCGCUACACCUCGCCUGCUCUGAGGAAGCAGCUCUAGUCGGCAGGUACCCUGCAUGCAGGUUUCCUGCUCCUGCCCUAGUUGCAGCACUCCUGAAGACCGGUGCCGACCCUAACUCGUUGGAUGACAGCGGGAGUAGUCCGCUCCACAUCGCAGCAAAAUGCAGGCCAGUAUCAGCGCCUCUUGUUAGGUCGCUGCUCGAGGCAGGUGCUCACUUCGAUGCCAGGGAUGCUUCAGGAAGAACAUUCACAUCCCUAUUACAGCAAAGUGAGCAGGAUGUAAGCAAGAUUUGCCAACCGAUGCGCUAUACAACACUUGCCUGCCUGGCAGCAAGGACGAUCCGUAAAGCAGGCAUACCGUUUGCCGGUCAGAUACCUCGUCACCUCGAACCGUUCGUGUUACAACACUAGCCCGCAGCGCUCUCUCAUCUAUCUUCGAAUCUUCGUCGCCUGUGUAUUUAUUGUUUUAUAUGUUCAUUUCAAAAAAUGAUUCUGGUUUAAAAGUUAACUUUUUAACGAUAUCAGAUACAUUAUAUGAAUUAGAUAUUUAAUCCUUUAGUACAUUGUUUAGAAUAUGUAUAUUUUAUUAUAAAAAAAAAGGAAAAAAAUUCAUUUUUAUGUAAAUUAGCUGUAAAUUUGAAGAGAGGUUGACUUUCACUGAAACAAAAGGUCUUAUUUAUUUUUUUUUUUUUAAACUCACUAUCUCAUAUUCUGUUUUCUUUAUUUUAUUUGUAUAUACCUAUAGGAGAUUUUUGGCUGUUAAUUAAAAUAGAAAACUUGUUAAUUAUGCUUAUUAUAAAUAUGGAAUUAAAUUUGUUUAGUCAUAUGAAACAUUGAAUAUUUCAAAAUUGUAUUUUUAUUUUAUUAAAGAUAAUUUCAUCAUGCGACAGGCAGAUUAUGACACGUGCCAUUGAAUAAAAUUCAAAACAAUAAAAUUACUAUACUUUUUUGUAAUAUUUUACAAAAAGGUAUAGUUAGAUUUGCACUAUAAAUACUUAAAAAAAAAAAAAAAAAAAAAAAACUUCUCAGUCAUAUUGUUGCUUGUUGUGAGAUGGUGUUGUAAAGGUCUUCAGUUAUUUUAUUUUGCUCUAUUUCAAUUUAUUUAAUUAUUUUUUUCAAUGCAUUGACUAUAUGUUUUGUUCAAAUAUUAAUCAUUGGCAGUAAUAACUUUUGCUCUCCUGAGUUAUCUAUAAUGCAUUCUUUGUCUCAGAAUUUGGCAUACAAUGGUGUCGAAUAUUGAUUUAUAUAUAAUAAAUAAUUUUUUUAUGAUUGGCUUAAUCCUUGUUAGAAAACUCUUUCUUGUGAUAUUUAAAUGUUGAAAAAUAUGAGUGAAAAAAUAAAUAAAAUUUAAACAUUA